This is a messenger RNA of Diceros bicornis minor, 5586 nucleotides long. It is a transcript of the gene TMEM164, whose product is annotated as transmembrane protein 164. Lineage: Eukaryota; Metazoa; Chordata; Mammalia; Perissodactyla; Rhinocerotidae. The transcript is spliced from 7 exons. The coding region runs from base 381 to 1274 and encodes 297 amino acids. The record is from RefSeq and is a predicted model, not a curated record.
GACGGCUCUAAAUUGGCUGGAGGGGCCCGUCGGCGGCGAAGUUACUAGCUGGGGGCACAGAAGGCCACGCGGUUGCAGGAGUAAGAGAUCCCCUGUGGCGAAUUGGCCAACGGCUCGUUUCAACCCUGCCUCGUUGGUGGCCACUGGAGAAGCGCGGGGGGCUCCCCAGACAGCCGUGGGGACAAGUUAGAGCCAGCACUUUACCCUGGGCCUCGCGUGUAGCUUCCCCUCCCCUGCUCUAGGUGCCCGGUGUCUGGAGGGGGGUGCGGGUGCGGGGGUGUGCCCUCCGUACAUGUCCCACCACCCGGCCAACCCUCUGGGUUUGUGUGCCAUCUCGCUCUUGCUUCCUGCACGGUGGUCGAGGGGAACCACUUUGCAUCAUGUCCCGGUAUAGCUACCAAAGUCUCCUGGACUGGCUCUAUGGGGGCGUGGACCCCAGCUUUGCAGGCAAUGGGGGCCCCGACUGUGCUGCCUUCCUUUCUUGGCAGCAGCGGCUGCUGGAAAGUGUGGUGGUCCUGACCCUGGCUCUGUUGGAGAUCCUGGUGGCCCUGCGGCACAUCCUGAGGCAGACGAAGGAGGACGGUAGGGGUGGCCGUGGCUGCCAGCCAGAGCAGGUGACCCAGCGGCCAGAGGAAGGCAAGGAGAGCCUGAGCAAGAAUCUGCUCUUAGUAGCCCUGUGCCUGACCUUCGGGGUGGAGGUGGGCUUUAAGUUCGCCACCAAGACCGUCAUCUACCUGCUCAACCCCUGUCACCUGGUCACCAUGAUGCAUAUCUUUCUCCUGGCCUGCCCUCCAUGUCCUGGAGCUAUCGUCGUCUUCAAGCUGCAGAUGCACAUGUUGAAUGGAGCUCUUCUGGCCCUGCUGUUUCCUGUGGUAAAUACCCGGCUGCUCCCCUUUGAAUUGGAGAUUUACUACAUUCAGCAUGUUAUGCUCUACGUGGUGCCCAUCUACCUGCUAUGGAAAGGAGGUGCUUACACCCCAGAGCCCCUCAGCAGUUUCCAGUGGGCCCUUCUCUCAACUGGCCUCAUGUUCUUUUAUCACUUCAGCAUCUUGCAGAUCCUGGGCCUGGUCACCGAAGUGAAUUUGAACAACAUGCUGUGUCCGGCCAUCUCAGACCCAUUCUACGGCCCCUGGUAUCGCAUCUGGGCCUCGGGACACCAGACUCUCAUGACCAUGACCCACGGGAAGCUGGUCAUCCUGUUCUCAUACAUGGCUGGGCCCUUGUGUAAAUAUCUGCUGGAUUUGCUCCGGCUUCCAGCCAAGAAAAUAGACUGAAGGUGCUUGUGUUUUUUUUUUUUUUUUUUUUCUCCCUGAGGAAACAAGUCCUGACUUGACUUGGAGAACACCCAGUUCUUGAUGAAAUCAUGAGAGAGGGCAAUAGGAUGUUUGAUGUAUUUCAUUUUUCCUCUUCUCUGUCCCUUUCUUCCACCACUCUUCCUUCCCCAGCUCUUCCCCCCAGGAUGUCUCUUGGAGCCUGGGGUGUAGUGCUGAGGGCUGGAUUCUUCCUCCUCCCCUUUGGCUCCUUCUCCCUGCUCCUAGUGGCCUUACAUGGGGAGAUGGUACUCAGUGGCUUUCACUCUGCUUGUUGGUGCUUUAACAACAGCUGGUUGAGGAGAAAGGGAACAACAAGCAGUAGUUCUUUUGGCAUCGAAGUGUUGAGAUUGGGUUGUGUUUCAUUUCUCUACUGCCAGGGACCUCCAGGCUUAUUGCUAGGUCCCCUCUUGUCUCCAGCACAGCCCCCACUGUAAGGGGACUGAGGCCUUGUUUCUAUACCAGCGGCAAGCCUAGAGCCAAGGGAUUUCCCAGCUCAUGGCCAAAAUAGAACUGGCCAGAUUCUUCCCACUGGUGUCCCAUGACUCAAAGCAAGCAGCCAACCAGCCACUCCCUCCAGGAUGCUGCCUGCGGUGGGAGGUGGGGACACUACCCGGCCCUAGGGCUAGAUUCCAAUGAGGGGAUGGAGAGCUGUUGCAGUGGCAAUUCCGAAGUGAACAAGGUUCAAAUACCCACAACUAAUACUAGGCAGGACCCUGGGUAAAUUCUGCCUAUGAGAGCUGAGAAUGGACCCAUAUCCCAAUCAGAAGUGAGCAUAGAAAUUAAUCAACAGAAGUGGUAACUUCAAAACUGUGAUUUGAAUCAUAUGCUCCAUUUGAGUUUAAUGUUGAUAAUAGAUGCCAUUUUAAUCUUGAGUGCCCCUUAGAUGUUCUCUCUCUCUCUCUUAUUUAAAGGCAGCUUCAGGGAAAGAUGAGCUGGAGUUGGAUUUUUUGCUUUUUGGUUUUUGUUUGUUUGCUCAUUUGUUUUUGAGUUUGGAGAAUCCUUGCAUCAGGUCAUGUCUCUGGAGGGGCUUCUGUCAAUCCAUUUUGUGGGUUUCCAGGAUAUGUCAGCAUCCUGGGUUUGGGAAGAUACAGAUCCUUCCAGUGUUGUUUCCCUAGGGCCAGAUGUCAUUAGUGCAGCCGGACUCAAUGCUUACUUGUUUAAUGUGGGGGGCAUCACAGGCUCUCUGCCCUGCCCACCCACAAAGCCCAUGUCUAGUUUGAAAGGGAGGUACCAAGGAAUCAGGUCCCCAUGGGUGGAGGUUCAAGUGCUCCAAAAGGAAGACCUUUUGUUGAAAGACUUGAGCUCACUCAUGCAUGGACCUCAAAAAGGGAAGCAGUGGCUGAGCAUUUGCUGACUCCUUGUUGGCUCUUAGUAAAAACAGAUUUGCUUAAGAACAGAAAAGAUGGUUCAGUGACUUCCUGAGAUGGGCCUCCCCUCUCCCACUCUAGGCAACCCAGUUGCCCUGUGCCAGUUCCAGUAUUUCAGGUUUUACUGUAUUAGACCUAGAUCGAGCUUCAGUGCCUCAGUGGUCACAAUUUUAGCAAAUGGACAUACAGGAAGCAGCAGAAUGCAGGAGAGUCUCUCAGAGCAAGGUGACGCCCAGGGAAGCCAGCAUGAGAGCCCUUUUGUAGAGGCCUGUUGGCAAUGAGGUGAUAAAUCCCCAGGGCAUGGGGGAGCAAGAGGGAGAACACCGAGUGCUCUUACUUCUCAUGAGCUCCUCGUGGCAUGUAACCUUCAUUGUCUGCCCUCUUUGAGAGCUUGGCCAAGUUUUUCUUAGUGCCUCUCACCCUAGGGUUGCCUUCCAGAAGAGGCACCUCUUGAGUGGCUGGAUUCGCCCUGCCCACCAUCAUGCUGCUGCGUGUAGGAAUGGCUGAUGAGGAAAUAUGAGGCCUCAAUGCCCCUUGUCCUCUUUACAAAAGGAAAGGUUGGAAGGAGGUCAUGAGAGGAGGGGCCUGUCCUGUCCCCUGCCAGAAUAUGGAGUCUCUGUAGGCAGAUGAUCUGUACCUCAGCUGGGGGCCCGCAGCCUGGGUGGGGCAGAUGCUCAGCUUUGGAGUGACACAGUGACACAGUGACUUUGCAGGCUCUCUCUUCCUCCCUGUCUCUGUGGCAUGGCCAUUGCCAGUCGGCCCAAGUUUUCCUCACAUUGGCAUGCCUCUAAAAGCUUGCCUUUGCCCUGGCAACAGCUCAGCGUCCCAUUCUGGCUGGCACUUUCUGCUGCUUGGAAGGAAAGAAGAAAGUGAAAGCGAUGUGCCUGGCCCUGGGCAGGCCAGAGACAGAUACACCUGUCAGGGGAAGGGGGAAGUGAGGGGGGAUGCAGGGUUUCUGGGGGCCAAGUUGGCUCAGAAACAUUGGUGGAAGGAACAGAGUGAGCCCAGUCCCCAGGAUCUAUGGGGAGUCAUGGCCUGUGUUUGAGGUAUUGGGGAGCAGCAGGCAUCUGAAGUGGUCUGUACCUCACUCUUACCUUGGGCCAAGCCCAUGUAGAGAGGUGACCUGGCCAGACCCACAGCAGCCUGCCUUGGAGGGUGGCCCCUGUACCAGUAGGCCCAGGCUUACCAGCUCCUCCCCCAGGGCUUUCCUGUCAGUGCCACUGAGGUUCCCCAACCACCUUGGCCAAGUUUCCAUAUGCCAUUUGCCAGCGUGUGGGAGCUCAGUGUGUGUCUGAGAGAGUGUUUGUAGAAGUGGACAGUUUCUUUUAAAACAGCUUGAGGAAGGGAAAGGAGUGUUCCCUCAAGUCCCCGGGUAGCCUUUGCCGAGGAUCUGGGCCCAUGAGAAUAGUCUGUUCAGCUGGCCAACUUGUAGAGAGAUGGUCAUGCCUGCUUGCAAUGCCUCUCUGCCCCCAGUGUUUGGUUCUGUACACCAAAGAUGAUCUGGCCCAUCUUUUUCCUGGAGGCCCUGUGACGUGUUCCUCUAUCAGCUUGCGAGGAAGCCACGGACUCAGUCUCCCCAAGACAAUAUUCUCUUUCUCCUCGAACUUGUUAGCAUUCACAGAAGCUGCUUGCAGGGUGGUUGGGAUAAGGGGAGUGCUCAGCGCACUUAACCGUCCAGUACCUCAAGUCUAGCUAUCAGAUCAUCCCUUUUGCCACAACCUCCAUCAGGGUUUUGCUAUUUGUGCUUGUUGAGAAUUCAGUGUUUCGUGGAGUGGGCACAGCUCCUCACAGAUAGCGAGUUGUCAGCAGGCCUCCGUGCACUGGUGUUGGGCCUGGGCAGCACCCUGGGAGUGAGGUGGGCAGCUCUGGCUGGCAGAAGGCUCUUCCUCCCCCUCCCUUGGCCAGAAAGACUUCUCUGGAUUUGUAGACGUUGAUCCAGAGUCAUCUGUCCUCUUCAGAAGACUGAAAGGGAGGUGGGGGAGGAGAAAGAAGAGCCAUGCGUGACACUGCAGGACAAGACGCUGGGGCUGGUUUUGAUGAAUCAGGAGCAGGCAUAAGGGAGGGUGUCCGCAGUCCUUCGCACACUCCUUGGCAGGGCCCCAGACUGGGAAGGGGCCUCCCACUGCACGCCCUGCCCUGGCCUGCCCCCUCAGAGGUGGGCAGAGUCCCCGAGAGGGAGUGAGCCUUCCUCUUCUGUAUAUAGAGUGAGCCAAUUCGUGAUCAGGAAAACCCAGUCGCUUGUUGUUGCUCUUGUCUGUGACAUUUUUGUACACUGGUUUGCUACUUGUGGCACGAAACAAACAAGACAAGUCAUUUCAAGCAAAGCUGUUGUUUUGGAAACUUGCUUUCUUUCGGUGUCAGUUUUGUAUUAUAUUUUAAAGAAUUCUUCAUUUAUAGUGGUGUUAUUAUGGUGGAGAGAAUAAAUAGUCUCAUCUGUAAUUACUUCUGUCAGGAAAUCGACAAAUGCCUUUGUCCCUCUUUCCCCCACCCCACAUCCUUCCUCAUUCCCAAGGUGGGGUUGCUAUGCACUGGGCAGACCCUCCCUGUCAGGCCCCCCCAACGGUGGCUCCCUUUAGAACCAGCCUUUGUAAUCCCCCUAAACAGCAGCGGGGUGAGUGUUUUUGCCAAGCUGGUUCUUGGGUGCUCUGUGCCCCCACCAGUUUGCUCAUUUCUUGGAGCAUUUUGUAACAUGUUUUCUCUGUUUUGUAAAACCUUUUGAUUGUACUGAAAUGAUUUCUGCAGUUACCUUUGGAAAUAAACUGUCAAUAAUUUGUGUACUUAGCAUUCUGAAUUUUAGCCAUAGGUGUCUCUGUUGUUGGAAAUCCCUGAAUGAAAAGGAACCCUCACCAUGGGACUUACUGUUAAAAUGUUUUCUUCAUUUACUGUUAUUAAAAGAUUUAUGAGAA